AUGGCUCGUAAUGAUUUAAACCAUCUCAUUCUAAGGCCUGGCGAGCUCCAUAUUGUUAUGGCGCAACUUAGAACCCUAGGUUCAUUCAUCGAACACAGUGGAAUCGACUUGUGCUGGUCAGAGUCUGAUUUGUAUGGCCCAGCUACUGUCAAGCAAAUCCUGGCAGGGAAGCACGUAAAGAGAGGAGAGACAGCACAUUUGGUUACUCUUCAAGUCCUGUUUAUGCUCUACCAGAAGGCGUUCCUCUCUAGCCAAGAUGAAGAGUUGGUGAAGAAGAUUGACAAGUGUGCAAAGCAGCUAGGAAAGGCGUGUGAACAAGGAAAAAAUAGCGAGGUAAAAGAAGCUGAAGAUCAAAUGGUAGAAGUAAUGAAAUCUGAAGAUUUAGUUGGCAAAAUGGAACGAUUUGAAGAAGGGAAGAAUCCUGAGUUCAAGGUUUUCCGUUCCUACAUGAAGAUGAUUAUGGAGAUGUUGCUGUUUGUACGUGCUGUACGAACAGCGGACUGGCAGUUGCAUUUAAGAUCUUUGCAGUUGUUUACGAAGUAUUUCUUUGCGCACGACAAACUUAACUACGCCAGAAUGAUUCCCAUUUAUCUUGCCGAGAUGGAAAACCUUCCCGAGUCAGCUCCUGAAAUCUAUAAAGAGUUCGCCGAAGGCAACUGGGUUGUGAACAAGAACCGACACAUACCAUUUUGUGGACUUGGAGCAGAUCAUGCCCUGGAACACAUUAAUCGAUCCAUGAAGGUAUCAGGAGGCCUAGUAGGCAUCACUUUGAAUCCAAGUGCGCGUACCAAAUUCUUCAUGAUUGCUCCAGAGCUUGCGCGUCUAGCAGAAGAGGCAAAGAAGAUGGCUGGCAGGGCAAAAACGAGAGGAGGCGCCAAACACCACGCUUUGACGGCUGCUGGGCUCUCUCGUGAAGAGAAGAACAUCACCAAGCUAUUGAAUACGAUAGAAGGAUUUACAAAUCCCUUUACCGAGCAAGGUGACAAGCUAUUCAAUCUUGUGACGAAAGUGGUUGCAUCGGAGAAGGUGAAGAAGGAUCUUAUAGAGCAAAGCGAGAUUGGCCAGAAGCUCUAUGAUGAUUUUGUUAGAGAUCGCAUCAUAACCGGAAAGAUCAACCUGUGGUCAAGUAUGAAGAAAAGAAAGUUGCAGACAUGGAAAGCGAUGACCAAGAAGAUUAAGAUUUCAACCUCGGCCGAGACCAUCGAACUGCAAGAAGAUAGAAACUUGUUUGCACGCAUGCUAAUCAUCUGUAAGAGCCGUCCAGAGAUCGACAUUCAAGAAGCUGUUGGAACAUACGAAUUCAGAGUUGUUCCACGAUCGAUGUUUACUGCUGAUGGCACCAUGUUACACUGUACAGCCAAGAGUGCAUUGAUGCCAAUACUCGAGAAUUUGCCAAUUCCUCCAGAUUGCAGCACUGAUGGUCAUGCAGAACGGCAAAGAAUGAAGGUGUCGAUUGUCGAUGCAAUGGCAGAGGUGCAAGCCCUUGACAAGCCAGAGUGGAUCCGUGACUGUUCUCAACUGGCUCAGCACUUUGCAGGACGCAUAUUUGAAAAUGAUCACGAAGAGGCCGAUACAAAGAUUAUCUUACAUGCCCAAGACGCAACGGUUAAUGGAGCAACGGAGAUCCAAAUCCAUUCUCCUGACACUGAUGUUUUUGUCCUUUCCUUGAGGCGUUACACCGAUCUGUGUCAGAAUACAGUGUUUGUCACUGGUAAAGGCCAGCAUCACCGCGUAAUCAAGCUGAAGCCGAUAGUCGAUGCACUUGGCCCUUUGAAAACAGCGGCUCUUCCAGCUUUCCAUGCAUUGACCGGGGCAGAUAACACUGGAUCGUUCGCCAGAAAAGGGAAGCCUACUUGCUGGAGAAUUUUCGACGAGUCUGAUGACAAUGUACUGAGCGCGUUGGCACGGCUUGGAACGAGUAAUCUCCCCAGUGAUGAGAUCAUUACCAGUAUAGCAAAAUUUGUUUGCCAGCUCUUUGUCCCCAAGACAGAAAUCGACUCUCUGAAGGCGUUACGAUGGUGGCUUUUCACUAAAAAACAGGCCACCUCCCAGCAGCUUCCUCCAACUGAUGCCGCCUUACACCAAGCUGUUCUCCGUGCCCAUUACCAGCUUAUUGUGUGGAACAAUGACACCGUGCCUAACCCAACCUUGCCAUCACCGGAAAAUUAUGGAUGGAAAUGGGAUGAAGGCAAUAAAAUUUGGUGCCCAGUGAUGACCACAUUACCUCCUGCACCACGGGCUAUUAUACAUCUUGUUAAAUGUAAAUGCGCCAAGGAGAAGUGUGCCACAAAUCGGUGUGGGUGCAAAAAAGUCGGUUUGAAAUGCACAGAUCUUUGUGGUUGUUCAGCCAGUGAUAACUGCAUGAACAAAUCUGAAAAUGAUGACGAUAACGACGAUGAAGAUGAAGAUGGAUACAUGGGGGACAGUGCUGAUGAUGAUGAGGAAGAUGAAGAUGAACAUGAAGAUAAUAACUACAGCGAGUAUGUUUCCGCGUAUUCUGAUGACUCAGACAACGAGGUAGAUCGGAACAUUGGAGAAUUCUGA
Dendronephthya gigantea is the source of this 2544-nucleotide messenger RNA. RefSeq lists its product as uncharacterized. The coding region runs from base 1 to 2544 and encodes 847 amino acids. The record is from RefSeq and is a predicted model, not a curated record. Lineage: Eukaryota; Metazoa; Cnidaria; Anthozoa; Malacalcyonacea; Nephtheidae. The transcript is spliced from 2 exons.